Messenger RNA from Tremella mesenterica DSM 1558, 1926 nucleotides. RefSeq lists its product as uncharacterized. Lineage: Eukaryota; Fungi; Basidiomycota; Tremellomycetes; Tremellales; Tremellaceae. The transcript has 9 exons. Gene Ontology annotation, cellular component: cytosol. The record is from RefSeq and is a predicted model, not a curated record. Bases 1 to 1926 code for a protein of 641 amino acids. Gene Ontology annotation, biological process: pentose-phosphate shunt. Gene Ontology annotation, molecular function: transketolase activity.
AUGUUGGUCAUCAACAACAUUCGAACUCUAGCUGCGGACCUAUGUCAACAAUAUAAAGGUGGUCAUCCAGGUACUGUCAUGGGUGCAGCUGCCAUCGGCGUCGCUUUAUGGAAAUACGAAAUGCGUUAUAAUCCCACUAACCCAGAAUGGUUCGCAAGAGAUCGUUUCGUACUAUCUGUCGGUCACGCUUGUCUUCUACAAUACCUCAUGCUUCAUUUUUCCGGAUAUUCCGCUUGGACGAUGGACGUGAUUAGAGAUUAUCACGCUCCUAAACCUCAUGUUAUGGCUGCCGGACAUCCCGAAAUAGAAUUCCCAGGUGUAGAAGUCACCACUGGACCUUUAGGACAAGGUAUAGCCAAUGCUAUCGGUAUGGCGGUCUCUGGCAAAGCUUUGGCCGCGCAAUACAACAAAGAAGGGUUUGAAGUGAUACCGGGGAAAAUUUGGUGUAUGACAGGAGAUGGAUGUAUUCAAGAGGGUGUAGGGCAAGAAGCUUUGUCGAUGGCCGGACAUUGGGGGUUAGAUAAUUUGAUCUUGAUCUAUGACAACAAUCGAGUUACGGUAGAUGGAAAUAUCGACGCUUGUUUCACUGAAGAUACUUCUGCAAAGUUGAGAGCAAUGGGAUGGCAUGUUAUCGAUGUUUAUGACGGAUCCAAUGAUUUGACCGCUAUUGUCAAAGCAUUCGACCAGGCAAAAGCAUACAAAGGCAAACCUAUCUGUGUCAACAUUCGUACUAUCAUAGGUCUCGGAGCUGAAAAUCAAGGAAAACAUAAAGUUCACGGUACAGCUUUAGGUGAUGAUGGUGUCGCAUUUGUCAAAUCUGCUCUAGGAUUCGACCCUACAAAGAAGUUCUUCAUCGACGAUAAAGUUUACGACUAUUUCGCUGAAUGUAAACCUCGUGGGGAGAAAUGGGAGAAAGAUUGGAACGAAAUGAUGGAACUUUAUUCUCAAAAGUAUCCCACGGAAUAUGCCGAUUUGAAACGACGGAUGGAAGGAAAGUUAGCCGAAGGAUGGGAAAAGAAAAUUCCGACUAAAGAUGAAUUACCUCAAGAGGAUCUAGCUGCGAGAGUAAUUAGUAAACUCAUCAUUGGGAAACUCGCACCUGGGGAUCAGAGUGUGAUGGUUGGUUCCGCCGACCUUUUAGAAUCAUGUCAUGUUGAUUGGCCUGGAAUGGUGGAAUUUCAAAAUAGAUCUUAUCAUAAAGGAUUAUUCCUUCCGAUAUCUGCUACUUACUUGAUGUUUUGGUCUUAUGCUGGUGCUGCUGUUCGUAUGGGAUCUCUUCAAAAUCUUCGUUGGAUAGGGAUCGCUACUCAUGAUGGUUUGGGAGUAGGGGAAGAUGCCGUACCAAACUUACAUUUCCUUCGUCCAGCCGAUGCAGAAGAAACGGUCGGUUGUUACAUAACGGCGAUCAACUCACUGUCAACACCAACCAUUUUAACUCUAUGUCGUCAACCUGUUCCUCUUCUCAAAGGAACGAAUCGAUCAAAGAUACAAUUAGGAGGAUAUAUAAUUCAUCCUCUUAUCCCACAUCAAAAUCCAAAACUCACUUUAGUAGCUACAGGUUCUGAAGUUUGGCGUGCAGUUGAAAUAUCAAACAAUUUACCUUAUCAAGUGAAUGUUGUUUCUAUGCCUUCAAUGUCACAUUUCGAUAAACAAUCACCGGAAUAUAAAGAAGAAACUUUGAAAUUCAAAUCUGGUUUAGUAUGUUCUAUUGAGAUUUACGCUUCUUUAGGUUGGGCGAGAUAUUCUCAUGCAGGUUGUCAUAUGCAUACUUUCGGUAUGAGUGCACCUUAUAAUACUUGUUUUGAACAUUUUGGAUUUGGGGUGGAUAAUUUGACAAAGGUGAUUGGUGAUUGGGUGAAUAGGAUGGAAGGGAAGAUUCCACAGGUUGGAGAAUUUGAGGAUUUGUUAUUGGGUUAUGCCGAGUGA